Messenger RNA from Ascochyta rabiei, 399 nucleotides. RefSeq lists its product as uncharacterized. Lineage: Eukaryota; Fungi; Ascomycota; Dothideomycetes; Pleosporales; Didymellaceae. The record is from RefSeq and is a predicted model, not a curated record. The transcript has a single exon. Bases 1 to 399 code for a protein of 132 amino acids.
AUGCCCUUGCGAAGGAUGCCAAGGAAGACAUGGCGGCGACUGAUCAAAGCCGAGCGUCAUCGCCUGUGGGGUAUGAGAAGUUGUCGGCGUCCGACGCAUGAACCCGAAAUCGUUUCUUUUCGUUUCGUCGACAAAAAAGAGAAGGCGUCCGGUUACGUCCGGCAAAGGCUAUGGUCCGUCUGCUGUCCAGGAUGGUUCAGCAUGAGUAGCUGCGGUGGAUGGACGGAGCGUGCUGGUCACGGUGGCGUAGCCCAGGCAGGCAGUCAUGGCCCUGAAGGUGAUCAUGCCGUCGGCGGCGAUGUUGGCUACGAUGCAGCUCUUGGGCCGAACAGCUUACGUCUGGUGAUGCUCCGAAGGCGACGACAAGUGCCUUGCGCCGGUUUCGAGGAGGUCGACUGA